ACGAGCAGAGCUAACUGAUAGCUGUCCUGUACUUAAACGGUUUGUGGGUUUGAACUUCCGGUAUCAUCCUGUGAUGUUGUAACUGGAUAGUUUCGAAACAGUUGCCGUAUUUAAACUCCGUAUCGCCUCGUUUUGGCUUGACUUUGUGUUGAAACUGUGUGAGUGGACUAACGGUUAGGUAAAUAUUAAUAACCUGACUGUAUUCAGGACUUGACGGCCAAACCGGGUAAUGUAAAUAUUUAAAGACAGACUCUUGCGCCCCCUACCGUUGACUUAUCGACAUAAAGGUAUAAAACUGCUCUGACUUUGAAUCAUAGAAGUUAAACUGCCUUGGAAAUCUCUUUACAGAAGCUGCUGUUUUUAUUUCGAACUUUAUUUUUUCGUGAAAUAAACAAGCUCAGCAAUGAGGAACUUUUUGACCAAAGCGGGCCUGUUAGGCUCGGUCUCAGUGGCCCUGGGCUCCAUGUGGUGGUCACAGCAGAAGACAGAAUCAGACACUUGCUCUUCAGAUGCAGCCGCUGCUAGCCCUGCUUCUCUGUACGAACUCAAACUGGUCCAGGUCUUGUUCCGCCAUGGCGCUCGGACGCCUCUUAAGUCCAUGCCUGAUGUGUUAGAGGCUCGGUGGGAUCCUACGCUCCUGGAGGCUCCGCCACACACACACAUCAACUACACAGUGACUGACCUUAAGGGCGGACCUCGUCCAACGGCUCCUGUAGAGGACAGCUAUCGGAGGAACACACUGAGUGGUGGCAGUUUCCCUGGUCAGCUGACCACAGUGGGCAUGCAGCAGCUGUAUGAGCUGGGCCAGAGGUUGAGGAAUAGAUAUAUAGAGGAGACGCCUUUCCUCAGCCCCACCUUUACCUCAGCAGAGGUCUACGUGCGCUCCACUAACAUUGUAAGGACUAUAGAGUCUGCCAAGUGCCUGAUAGCUGGACUCUUCCAGCAAAAGCAAAAAGAUAUUGUGUCCAUCCUGACAACAGAGGCAGAAUCUGAAAUUCUCUACCCUAACUAUCACGGAUGCAAGCUGCUGAAAGUCCUCAGUGGCCCCCGCUGGGCUGAGUUGUCCACUCUGCCUGGCAUUGCUUCAGACCUGCAGAGCAUCCUGAGUGCACUGGGGAUCGCUGCUCACCAGCACGUCGACUUCAUCCUCAUUAGGGAUGACAUGGUUGCCAGAGAGACUCAUGGCCUUCCCAUCCCGCCGGUACUGAACUCCUGGAGGAAUAAGGUGGAGGACAGAGCUGUGGACAUGAUGUGCCGGCUUUACGAACCCAGCAAGAGUGAGAAGCUCCAGCUGUCGGUGGGAUCUCUCCUCCACCUGCUGUUAGACAACAUUGAGAAGAAGCUACAGGACAGCUCAGCAGAGGCCAACAGGAAGUUGUUCCUUUACUCAGCCCAUGACACCACUCUGAUUCCCUGCCUCAUGGCUUUGGAAAUCUACGACAUGAAAUGGCCACCAUAUGCUGCUGAUAUCACUCUGGAGCUGCACCAACACCGGCAGACCGGAGACGCAUUUGUAAAGGUGUCCUACAUAGGCCAGGAUCAACUCAUACCAGGUUGCAGUGGAGUCUACUGCCCCCUGCAGGAGUUCAAAAAGCUCCUCUCCGCAUACACAUUAAACCCUGAAGUCUACGUUACUCGCUGCAACAGCACAGGAGGACCCACUGAACCCUGAACUUUCAAGAAACACAAAACCCGUCUUGACAUUAUGCUCAGCUCUCCUUCCAUCCAGUCACCAUUAAGGCUUGAACACAUCAGUUAAAUGAGUUGCUCGUCUUUCUUUACAUUUAAAUCUUGUUUAAAUGAUUUUUAUAAACAGAUUUUUCCUCAGUUGUUUUAUUUACACCAAGGUGCUCUCUUACUUCAAACUAGCAGAAAAGUUGUUUUCUUUUUUUUUUUUCACUCAAUCGAUUUGUAUCCGCUUUUACCCCCCGACUGAUUUCUAGUGAACUCAUCUAGGUGAGCGCAUCAUCAGUAUUACGUUUGCACUGCUUAACAAAAGGAAUAUUUCACUAGUUUGGUGAUGUUGCUGUUGAAUUGAAUGUACUUAAUGAUUAUUUUGGAUUGAGUUUCACAUCAUAUCAAUACAUUAAAUAAGCCUUUAUGUUGUUCCAAAGAAAGUAAAAAAAAAAAACAAUGCACUGGACUUUGUUUCCAAGUUUGAAGACAUUUCACUUCCCAUCCGGAAGCUUAUUCAAUUCAAAAUGUCUGCCUGCCUUUCUUCAGGUGAUUUGUAGAGUUUAAAACAUUAAGAAAGUGUAUGAUUAAAUUAUUUAAAAGUAUCUACUAUUCUGAGUGUGUUAAAGUUAUGGGGACAAGCUGUUUUGGCGUUUAUACAGUGAUGGGAAAAACAAGCAUACUUCAGCACCUCAGAGAGCAACUUAAUGUUGCAGCAAUUUUAUUCCUCUCAUGGAUUUUAUGCUCAUUAUCUCCGUAAUCUAUCACCAAACUGGGAGAUUAGGCAAUUUAAGGCUUCUUUUUUUUAGAUAGUGUAUAAUCAAUUAACUAGUUUUGGCCCAGCUCCAUCAGACGGCCAUCAUAAACUGCUAGCCCCAGUCUUCAUCCCUCUGCCUCCAUGCAUGCCAUAGCGACUGUAUGGUCUCUAUAGCAUCUUUACUUUGUAAGAUUUUGACACAGCUGGUCAAUCACAUUUUAUGGUUAAUUCAGAUGCCAUAUUUAAACCUAAGUAGAAGUUUAAUCUGAAUGGUAUACUUCCAGUUGUUUUAAAUUGUCUUAGUCUUUCUCUUGGAUUGAUGGGGGAUUUGUUUUACUGCCAUCCCUGCUGGUGUCUGAUGGUGCACAGCUAUAGAGAAAGCCUUGCUGUACGUUUCCCAUGACUGUUAUCCUCCAAACUUCCUUAUCCGCCAUGACUACAGAUUUUUAUUCCUUAGGGAACUAUCUUUUGUGGAAAAGCUAAAAGGUUAUUAGAUGGUUUAACAAUUGAGUGAACAAGGAUUUCCUCUUUGAUGAACACAGUUAUAUUUGAUUGAUGUUUGUUGUUGGUGGCAUUUCUUGUGAAAUGGCAUUUCUAUCAUAAACAUUUGGUUUGGAUGGGUGAAAGAAAAA
Messenger RNA from Cyprinodon variegatus (sheepshead minnow), 3063 nucleotides. RefSeq names its product lysophosphatidic acid phosphatase type 6-like (gene acp6). Bases 404 to 1672 code for a protein of 422 amino acids. Gene Ontology annotation, biological process: dephosphorylation. The record is from RefSeq and is a predicted model, not a curated record. The transcript is spliced from 11 exons. Gene Ontology annotation, molecular function: phosphatase activity. NCBI's taxonomy places the organism in Eukaryota, Metazoa, Chordata, Actinopteri, Cyprinodontiformes, Cyprinodontidae.